AUCACUGUUUGUUUGUUCGUGUGCCAGCGAAAUAGCCUUGACAGAAGAGAUUUCCUGCCUUUUUUCUUCACAGAAAAUGGCGUUUGUCAAGGCGCUCAAGAACAAGGCGUACUUCAAGCGGUACCAGGUCAAGUACCGCAGAAGGCGACAGGGUAAGACUGACUACGCGGCCCGUCGUGCCUUGGUCCUCCAGGACCGCAACAAGUACAAUGCACACAAGCACCGCCUGGUGGUGCGGCUGACAAACAAGCGGAUCAUUUGCCAGGUAGUCUACUCCACCAUCGAGGGAGAUCGUGUCCUCGCCACCGCAGAGUCGACCGAGCUGCCUCGCUAUGGCGUCAAGAUCGGCCUGACCAACUAUGCGGCUGCCUACUGCACGGGGCUCCUCCUGGCCAGACGCGUGCUGAAGCAACUCGGCAUGUCUGAGACCUUCGAGGGGGUCGAGGCCACCGGGGAGGAGUACCACAUUGAGGAAAACUUCGGAGAACGUCGCCCGUUCAAGGUUCUCCUUGAUGUCGGCAUCGUCAGAACUACCGUCGGCAACCGCGUCUUCGGUGCGAUGAAGGGCGCUGCUGACGGCGGCCUGCAUGUUCCGCACGGUAUCAAGAAGUUCCCAGGCUACUCCAAACCCGAGGGCGAAGGCGAAGGCUCGUACGACCCUGAGGCCCACCGCGCCCGCAUUUUGGGUCUGCACGUGGCGGACUACAUGCGUCAGUUGAAGGAGGAAGACCCCGAGAAGUACAGCGCCCAGUUCUCUCAGUACAUCAAGAACAAGAUCGAGGCUGACGACAUCGAGGCCAUGUACAAGAACGCACAUGCGCAGAUCAGGAAGAACCCCGACGCGGUCAAGAAGGAGAGAGCCGCCAACGUCCAGAACGUCCGACAGGGCAACGUCAUCAAAACGGCCAAGGGCCAGUACGUUCGCCACGUGAAGUUGACCAAGGCACAGAGACGCGAACGUGUACAACAGAAGAUCGCCAUGAUUGCGGAGCAGAUGGCUGAGGCAUAAGGACACUGUCCACAGUUGCACUUGUCGAAUUUCCCUUCUUUUCAUAGGAUUUCCGGAAAGACGAAGGAAGCUUUGCUGGUUUCGGGGGGCGGUUGUUUCUAACGUUAAAGACGGAAGGGCGGGAGUAUAGACACUCUCCACUCUUAGGUGCAGGCGUUUCCCUAUCCGCAGUUGGGGGAGCUAUCAGAUGCGGUGCUUCUGGGCUUUUCCGUGUUCAUGUUAUGAGUUUGUUCUUUAAGCUCUCGGGAAGGGGGACAUCGCGUUUUUCUGGAGGGAUGGCUCGAAGGGCUGAAAUAUGUGUCCCUGAUUCGUACACUGAUGCGAUGAACAGAUAAGCGGCAUGGUGGAACCCCAACGACGACUGUCUCUUGAAAAGAAGAAACACCUUCUCCUUUUCACUUUUUCUGUUAUCUCUUGGUGGCUCCCGCGCUGUCAAUGCCGGACUGUCACUCUCGGGUGCCAUGGCACCCGUCCAAUACCCUUUCCGAAUAUUCACUCAGCACCCUAGGAAGGGCAGAUGCGUCGGUUCUUGUUACGAAUAAGGGUCGCUUUGUCUUUCAGCAGGUACAGAAGUCUUGCGCUCCGUAAGCACAGUACAGUAAGUUUCAUCCGCGAUUCCUCUGUCGCGCCUGGUCACAAGUCACUUACGUAAAUGUCCCUAAAUUAGUUUAUGUCAGCUGUAGCUCCACUCCGCGAUGCGCACGUGCCUUCGACGUGUUGUGCGUGUUUCCCGGUUUUGUGUGAGGUGCACCUCGGCCCCCUUUGGGUUUCCCGUCCUUCGCCUCCGUGGCACAAAUAACAUGUCAAUCCCCCAUUAGCACCGAGUGGUCAAGUGACUAUUCCUUUAGUCACCGUCCUUCCGGUUGCCAAGUUCGAUUGACAGAAUGAUUCGAGGCCUCCCAGACUCCCUUCUGGGAAUUCUGGGAUGCUUUCGACAAGGCAGUGGAUUCGAGGCCUGAACUAUGAAAGCGAGAUUGUCUUCUUUCAUGCAGCCACAGCUGUCACAGGAUCAAAUCGACCGUGUGGAAUUCCUUUCGGUGUAUUUGGUGCGGGUGUCCACAUUUGUUUCCAUCACGUUUGUUAAUAUGCUUUGCCAAUGCUUCCGUUCGUCUCGUGUGAGUCCUAGUGCCCUUGAGAGGAAUCAUGAUGAUCCAAAACGGAUUUUAUAAAUGGGUAAUUUGCGUCUGACGCUUCUGAUGCUACAAUCCAAUAUUCUGAUUUCCCCUCUUCGUUGUCAACCGUGAUCGUUCUCUUGUCGGUUUCGUAUCUUAUGUUUCACCUCAUGUAUCUCCUCUGUUGCUUGCUGCGGCUCCGUUCUCGCGGCGGCCUGCAGUAGGUGCAUCAGGCGGCCGUCUUCGAGGUUAGACUGCGAGCAUUGAAGGUGCCUAUGCGCUUCUGGCCCGCCUCCGACUUCGUGUUCGGAAAGCGAAUCAAUGGCGUGCACUUCCGGUGUCAACAGUCACGAUUGUCUCGUCUGGGAUUCGUCAGUAGUGUUUCGUGUGUUGCGUUCCUGUCUCGUAUCUGCUGUUGUCUAUGAGAACGUUUCUCCUUGUUUAGUUUUACCCUGUCUUCAUGGUGCCAUUGACUGAUGACCUAGUUCUACCCCUGACACCUCUUGAUUGAGUCGGUGGCGUGGGCUCGCUCGCGCCGUCCCUGAUCGGAAAAAUGAACGAAGUGUCUGACCUUUGGCCACCAAGUUUUGUGUAAACGUUCUCAGAGCAGUCAAAACCAGAACUUAGUGAUGAGACGUUUCUUUACCAUCUUUCGGGGCAGAUGGAGGCCCUCGUGGGUCUUAAUGUUGAUUACUACUUCCAUGACUCUGACUUCUGGGACUGCUCAUACAUGGAGGCGUGCUGUUAUUUAGUCCACAAGUCCUUUGUGUGUUAGUGCUGCUAUGCUACUGCUUGCGUGUUUUAGAUCUGUUAUUUGUUCCAUCCAGUGAAGUCAGAAGCACCUGGUAUACAUUUGUCUGUACAGGUUGCUCUUGGGUCACUGGUAAAGCAUAGGCGGGGUGUUGUGUUAUUCAUCACAUGGGGGAGCUCUAAUACACUUGCUCCCCAUAUGAGUGGCUCUACCUCACACGAAUUUUUUUUCUGUUGCAUGCUCCCUGUGGAGGUUGCAAAUCCGUCUGUUUUCACGCUUCGUUUCCGUUAUACCUGCAGUAGCUUGACCUCAAGUCCUAUCUCGUCUGCCGUGUUUGCGUUUGAUAACCAACCAGUGCAGUUGAGAAACCAUCGCGAGGUUAGAUGGAAGCUGGCUACUUCGGCAUAGUUGGGGGGGCCUGCUUCUCACACGGGCCACCCUUGGAAAUCGUCGCCCAUAAAAGACACUUUCCAAAUAAAUGCGUCCUUUUCUGUCUAGCCACCAUAGCGGAUGAGAAUCUACCCAAAAUUAAGGAAGUGCCGUCUGAUCUGGUGCCUCCGGGUUACCUAGUUGAUGAGGGAACACUCUGAUACACUAAUGACACUUGGUGGCUAUUAUGAUUUUAUCGCUCUUAAUGGCCGUUUCUUCCGUGCGCUUAGUGGCUGUGUAUCAGCAGUCUUACUUCUCGUUGUUCCUUUCUACUGUGUAAUUCCCAGGGUUUACAUGUCGAUGUCUUCUUGGUGUUCCGUCAUGUUCAUAUGUAGUUCACGAGUGUGACACGUCGGACCGGGCGCAGGUGUUCGCGUUUACUCGUUAAAUGUAUGGGCAUCUGCAUCGCGCGUCGCACUUCUCGCGUGUUAGAAUAACCAUUUGAGGGAUAAAGUUGAGACCUAGCUCGCCUUUUUUUGGCAUUGCCUCGCUUUGUCUCCGUUCCCCCCUCUCACACGCGAAAUAAACUGUUGCUGAAUUUUGUCGUGGAUUUCAGUUGUAGAUGUCGGAAUAUCUGGUUGUGUUUUUGUGUGGAUGACGUGGUCUACGCGGCAGCUGGUGAUGAUUCUCUUAAUUGGUCUGUGUUUCUGAGAACACACAUGCGGCUAACAUAAACGAGUCUGACAGUCUGCCGAUCGCAAGUAACUCCGUUUGUUACAUGGAGGUUCUGGACGCGAAUUGCAACUGUUCAUCUAGCCCAGUGUUCAGUGUUUUUAUUACAUUCCAUCCGCUUGCCACCCCACGGGUACGGUCUGCUCGCACGUGCGACCAUUUGGUUGCUAUGUCAAACGACAAAUCGUGUGUCUGCAUCUAACCCACCCAUGGGAGACGGAUUUUUCUUUUGUCGCCCGCAGUGCUCGGUGCGUCUGCGCAAACAAGUGGGCACUGCGUUGAAUCUCAAGAGGACACUCAGCUUUGUUCGUCAAGAAGUGCGUGCCAACUUGAUUGAGGUGUCUGUGUGCGAAGAUGCGCGUUUCUUGCGUAGAACUCUUUUGUCAUACGAUGAAUGUGCUGAUCAGUGUGGUGUGUGUCCGUAAUAUGCGUGGAAAAUGGAAUGUGCCGAGGAUGAUUCAAGUUCUACAAUCACGACGGUCUGCUGACUUGUGGGCCCCAAGACAUUGGUGGCUUUCAAUGGAGAGAGUAGAACUUACUGACAGAACACUUUCCAGCUCCUGUUGCACCCACGUUCGUUUCUUUGGUGCCCGACACGUUUUAUGUGCUGUGAAAGCCAACUGAUUUCUUCUGGAUAAACGCAUAUCGGCAAUUACGAAACGGAACCAAAGAGUAGGUUCUGUCGGCGAAGUUCGAGACGUUCGCCUUUUCAGUGACGCGAGCUGCGGAUCUAGUGAUGACCAUCUUAGGACACCCACGACACAUAUUUGUGUAUGAGUUGCCUAUGUUAUUCGUACUGCCUGAAAAGAUCCCGCAACUGCGUUCUGGACGAGGACCAACUUUGGGUUUGUUUCCAACCUCACAGAAGGAUGACGCAUUUGACCAUCAAAUUCUGAAUGGUAAACACCACGUGUGUUCAACCUUUACUGCUUACCAAAGCUGAUACUGUGGGGAACCAUUGUGGUUUGUUAUGUUGACAAGUGACAAUUCUAUUACUUAGUUGGCUUGUGUACAUAUUUGUCUGUUGGUCAAUGAUGAGGAGACGACCAUCAAAUUCUGAAUGGUGGACACACGAAUGUGGUCAACUCAACUGCUUACCAAAACUGAUAGUCGACACUGUGGAAGGUAAAAUGCUCUUGGGAUGCUUUUUUAUUUUGCAUAGUCGUACAAGCGUGAACCGGAGCACGUCGCCGACUGCUUGGAUUUAACCUCGUUGAACCAGGGGAAUGUCUGAUGAUGAAACUAUUCCACACAGACCUGUUCUGAAGUCAAGUACGGCUUAUGUGGAGAACAACAGCGCGAAUUCUCUGAUUUCAGUAGACUAUCCCCUGGUGCGUCUUCCGUUGUGUUACUUCUUUGUGUUCUAUCUGUUCUUGUUUGACGGGUGAGCUGCUGUCAGGUGGUCUUUUACGUAUGCUGUUCUGAACUGCGUGUCCAUGUGUCUCGAGUUCGUGUGGUGUGUGCUUUGCGGAUGUAAUCAGUGACACCUCUAACUACUUGGUAGCCAUAUGGCAUGCGUUGUUCAUUCUGUGGAAUUGGUGACUCGCAGAAGCUGCGGUUAUUUCCUACAGGUGUGGCCAUCUCAUUGGGCUAUGGUGCCGUGCAAAGUCUGAUGCGCGACAGCCAAAUCAGAGACGGCCAGAAUAUCAUUCCGAGUUAAUCGCAGGUGCCCCAAGCAUGCGGGCUCGGCUUCGGCAUGUAUGGGGUGUUUCUGUUUCAUGCCUCGGCGACAUCGUCAUACUGGGAUGUAGUGUCAUAUUUUGAAAAUCUCGUUUAUUCUGGGUGGUGAGUAUUGUGAAUGCGCUGGGCGAUCACUUUCGCACAUUUUUUUCAUUGUGCAGAGGUCAGGUUUCGUGGAAGUAGAACAGUGCUUGUGUUUCCGGUACCUUGUUGAAUGUACUAGUUAGAAUUUCUUAGCUACGUAUGGGGUGAGCAAAUGUAGCACACGCUUGAUAAUCAAUUGCCCAAGGUUUCUUCGUACCUUGCGGAUUAAAUGGCCCCAAGCGUAUAUCUAACGCCCCUCCAUAAUUCGUGUAGACGCUCGUGUCAUUCGUGUCCACACGGAACUCCGUGGUGCGACAGUAUCGGAUUUUUUGGAGGUGUUUGCUGGUAGAAAGCGGGACACAGUGAGCGGUAGCACGUGAAUAAUGAUCCUGUUGAUAUGUUGGCUGCAGCAAUGUAUGCCGUCACGGUUUGUGGACUGUCCGAUUCAUGCAUUCUGUUGUUACUGUGAUUUUGUAUCUUUCUGGAUGCGGUGCGUUUAGGUGUGUUGUUUGUCGGUGGGUUUUCACGUGUAACUGAAUUUGCACCGAUUUCGUCAUGUUCGUGCUAGUUUCCGGAAGUCAAUUUUUCCUUUUUAUUCGGUGGUGCCGGAUCGGUUUUCAGAUGUGUGGCUGCAGAGAGUUCGCUGAACGUUCGAUGCGACAGUCUUUGAUAUUGCCAAGUUUAUAGUGCCAAUUUACCACGUUUUAAAUAUGGGCUUAACGAGCAAGAGUACGCGUUUCACGUGUCUCGUUUUUAUAUAACGCUGAGAACGGCUGGUGUUUGCUGCUCAGCUUUGUUGUCCGUCUCGGCGGAAAGAUCUGCGGAGUAACACACUAUCGCUGAACGCUCACAUCAAGUCAUAAGGCGCACGUGAUCC
Messenger RNA from Toxoplasma gondii ME49, 6614 nucleotides. RefSeq names its product ribosomal protein RPL5 (gene RPL5). Gene Ontology annotation, biological process: translation; ribosomal large subunit assembly. Gene Ontology annotation, cellular component: ribosome; cytosolic large ribosomal subunit. The transcript is spliced from 4 exons. NCBI's taxonomy places the organism in Eukaryota, Apicomplexa, Conoidasida, Eucoccidiorida, Sarcocystidae. Bases 77 to 1009 code for a protein of 310 amino acids. The record is from RefSeq and is a predicted model, not a curated record. Gene Ontology annotation, molecular function: structural constituent of ribosome; 5S rRNA binding.